Messenger RNA from Aspergillus tanneri, 1029 nucleotides. RefSeq names its product sugar phosphate isomerase/epimerase family protein. Bases 1 to 1029 code for a protein of 342 amino acids. The record is from RefSeq and is a predicted model, not a curated record. The transcript has a single exon. Lineage: Eukaryota; Fungi; Ascomycota; Eurotiomycetes; Eurotiales; Aspergillaceae.
AUGUCUCUAGGAAGAGCUUGGGCGCACCAGCUUCCGGAAAAGCUCAAACAAGCAAGCAUUCACGGGUUCAAAGGAGUGGAAAUAUUCUACGAAGACCUCGAGUACCUGGCGAGGGACCUCUCCCACGGCAGCGACGCCUCACCAGAGGGUCUGCUCCUUGCCGCGCGAACCGCUCGCCAUCUUUGCGACCAAAACAAUCUCACAGUAGUCUGCCUGCAGCCAUUCUUGUCCUAUGAAGGACUCCUUGAUCCCGUGGAACACCGAAAACGGAUCGAAAAGUUGAAGCUAUGGUUCCAGAUCAUCAAGAUACUGGGCACGGACAUGAUUCAGAUCCCAGCAAAUUUUAUGACCAAAGACAUAACUGGUGACCUCGAUGUCAUAGUUGCAGACAUGGUCGAAGUUGCGGAGUUGGGUCUGCGAGAGACGCCAAGUGUGAGGUUCGUAUACGAGAACAUAUCCUUCGCUACAUACGUCGACACCUGGGAAAUGGCGUGGGACGUGGUGCAAAAGGUCGAUCGACCGAACUUCGGCAUUUGCCUGGAUACGUUCAACAUCUGCGCCAGGGUGUACGGAGAUCCGGCUGUAGAGUCGGGCAAGACACUUAAUGCGGAGAGGGAUAUGCAAGCAUCAAUCGAGCGCAUGAAGCAACAGAUAGAUGUGAAGAGGGUCUUUUAUGUCCAAAUUGUGGACGGAGAGAGAUUGCGCGACCCCAUUACGCCGGCUCAUCCUUUUUACAUUAAAGGACAGUCGGCUAGGAUGGGAUGGUCACGGAAUGCAAGGCUCUUCGCGUAUGAAGAAGGAGGUUAUUUGCCCAUACUGGAUGUUGCAAGGGUAAUCUUCGGGGACCUAGGCUUUGAAGGCUGGGUGUCAUUGGAGCUUUUUUCGAGGACUAUGGCAAGAGUUGACCCCGCGGUACCACGCGAGCUUGCUCGCCGAGGCUAUGAAUCUUGGAGGAAACUGAAACAGGAUUUGCAUUUGAAGGACGAGCCUGGGGCUACAGACUGUGUUCUGUUACCACAAGGAGCAUGA